GAAGGAAAAAAAAAAACAAGUGUAACAAUGGCUAUUCCAUCUGCAAAUGGAAGAAAGAUUCAAGAAGAUGAAGGGGUGGCUAUUGUUAAUGGAGGUGAGGAAGAUGAUAUGGGAUUUGACCCUUCUGCCCCUCCUCCAUUCAGGGUGGCUGAGAUCAGAGCUGCCAUCCCUAAACAUUGUUGGGUCAAGAAUUCAUGGAGGUCAUUGGCAUAUGUCCUUAGGGACAUUUUGGUCAUUUCCUCUUUGGUUGCUCUUGCUGUGUACUUGAAGAACUUUACUUGGGUUUUCUGGCCACUCUAUUGGGUUGCUCAAGGCACAAUGUUUUGGGCACUCUUUGUUCUUGGUCAUGAUUGUGGACAUGGAAGUUUUUCCAACAGUUCAACCCUUAACAAUAUUGUGGGGCACUUUUUGCAUUCUUCAAUUCUUGUACCUUACCAUGGCUGGCGAAUAAGUCAUAGGACACACCAUCAGAACCAUGGGCAUGUGGAGAACGAUGAAUCAUGGGUUCCGAUUCCUGAGAAGACAUACAAGGGGUUAGAUGCUAAAACAAAGUUCUUUAGAUUCAAAAUCCCUUUCCCGAUGUUCGCGUAUCCACUUUACCUCAUGAAGAGGAGCCCGGGGAAGAGUGGAUCACAUUUCAACCCCUAUAGCGAGUUAUUCUCACCGGAUGAGAGACAUUAUAUUGUGACAUCUACCAUAUGUUGGGGAGUAAUGGUUGUUUUGCUUGUCUAUUUGGCCAAUCUUGUAGGACCACUCCUCUUGUUCAACCUUUAUGGCGUUCCUUAUUUCAUUUUUAUAGCUUGGUUGGAUAUAGUAACAUAUUUGCAUCACCAUGGUUACGAGCAGAAGCUUCCUUGGUACCGUGGCAAGGAAUGGAAUUAUUUAAGGGGAGGGCUUACGACAGUAGAUCGCGAUUAUGGAUUACUUAACAACAUUCACCAUGACAUCGGCACUCAUGUCAUUCAUCACCUCUUCCCUCAAAUCCCGCAUUACCAUUUAAUCGAAGCUACAAAGGCAGCUAAGCCAGUGCUCGGGAAGUACUAUCGAGAGCCUAAAAAGUCUGGAUUGAUACCGGUACAUUUGAUAAAUAACUUGACGAGAAGCAUUCGACAAGACCAUUUUGUUAGUGACGUUGGUGAUAUUGUUUACUAUCAAACGGACGAUGAUAUGAUUGGAAAAAAGAGACAAUGAAAACCCAAAAUUUUGUGAUUUAUUUUUCAAGAUGACUUAGAAGUAUGAUUAUUGAUACUUUA
This is a messenger RNA of Helianthus annuus (common sunflower), 1253 nucleotides long. RefSeq names its product omega-3 fatty acid desaturase, endoplasmic reticulum. Gene Ontology annotation, molecular function: oxidoreductase activity, acting on paired donors, with oxidation of a pair of donors resulting in the reduction of molecular oxygen to two molecules of water. The record is from RefSeq and is a predicted model, not a curated record. Gene Ontology annotation, biological process: lipid metabolic process. The transcript is spliced from 8 exons. NCBI's taxonomy places the organism in Eukaryota, Viridiplantae, Streptophyta, Magnoliopsida, Asterales, Asteraceae. Bases 28 to 1191 code for a protein of 387 amino acids.